Darwinula stevensoni is the source of this 1901-nucleotide messenger RNA. The record is from the annotation of a GenBank genome assembly. NCBI's taxonomy places the organism in Eukaryota, Metazoa, Arthropoda, Ostracoda, Podocopida, Darwinulidae.
UUUUUGGAGCUGCAGACGAGUCGUCGAAAGGAUGAGAUUCGAUUACACUACACCUAUGCCGGAAUGGCAUCAAUUGAGACGUUCAAAUACAAAUGGGAAGCGGGGCAGUGGCACAAACUUGCCAUCAGUGUGAGCGGGUUCCAAGUAGAAGUGUUUGUUAACUGCGAAAGGAUCGGGAAGACUCGGCUUCCAGGACUCGACACCAGUUUUCUCAUCCGCCAACAGCCGACUUCCCUCUGGAUUGGACAAAGAAAUUCACAUCAUCUCCUCUACAAGGGGAAACUGCAAGAGCUUCGGAUAAUCUCGGGGCCCGGAGGAUUUCGGUGGCAAUGUCCAAACCUAGAUCCUCCUUGUCCUACCUGUGGACAAUAUCAACAGCUCACACAGAUGGUCCAACAUCUCAGCGACACUGUCACCCAGCUCAGCCAAAAGGAGUGGACUAUUGUGGUGAGGGUCAUUCUUGCCAUGCCAAUGCCACGUGCCUCAAUCUUCGAACCACAAAGUCACAAUGGACGCUAUCGACUUAACCUCGGUUGGAUCUUCUUGACAGACAUGGACGAAUGUGAGUCGGUGGGAGGACUGGAGGGCCAUCACUGUCAUGCCCAUACACGGUGCGUGAAUACGCCGGGUUCUUACGAAUGCCAAUGCCUACCCGGCUACGUGAAAGUGGAUGCUUGGACGUGCAAGGAGCACGACGAAUGCCAAACAGGCCAACAUCAUUGCCAUCCUCAUGCCACGUGCCGAAACACAGACGGUGGCUAUGAAUGUCUAUGCAAUCAGGGAUACGUCGGUGAUGGAUUCCACUGCCAGCCUGUGUGCGAGGAGGAAUGCGUAAAUGGUGGAAUGUGUGUGGGACCGGAUCGGUGUGCAUGCAGAGGAGGUUUCACAGGUCCCCGGUGUGAAUCCGACGUGGAUGAAUGCGAGUUGGGGAUCCAUGUAUGUGAUGCACAUCCAAACGCGUUGUGCGUUAAUCAGCCCGGCUGGUACUAUUGCAAGUGUGAGCCCGGAUUCACUCUUUCAGAUAUCAAUGAAUGCGAGAGCGGAGAGCAUACGUGCCAUGAGACAGCGAAAUGUGUUAACACAGAAGGAAGUUUCCAAUGCGUCUGUCCCGAUUCAGAUCUUCGAAAUUGUACCCUUUCCUGUAUGUACGAAGGCCAGGAAUACUUGAACGGGGAGAAAUGGUUGGAUGAAAGUGGAUGUGCGAUGUGCAACUGUCAGGAUGGUGUAAUGCAGUGUGAACGAGUGGCCUGUGGUGACUGUGAAGGACUAGGGGAGGAAGAACAGAAGAAAUGUUGCCCCAAGUGUUCUUCACCCUCCUCGUCAGUGUGCAGGCACCCUGAGGAGCCCUGGAAAGUCAUUCCUCAUGGACAAAAUAUCAUUCACCAGUGUCAGACUUGUGAAUGCUUGGAUGGAAAGCUGUGCUGCACUUUCAAUGCUGAUUGUAGUAUUCUGGACAGUUCAAUGGAUCCAAUCAGUGUUGAGGAAACCAAGGAAACAGAAUCCUAUGAUGCUCAAGCCCGCAAGAAACUCAGGCAGCUCUUUCUUCAAACACACAAUCAACAGAUAGCACACAGAGAACCAUGACUUUGAGAACAUGUCAUGAAUCACGUUCUCUUAAUGUUACUCCUAGUCAUACGAAAAGACUUGAAUUUUAUUUUCCCUAAUCAUGGUGCUAUACCAAAGUGAAUCCAAAACCGUGACUAGUAAGCUUCACUAGUCGUAGAAUCAAUAUUCAUCUACCUGGAAAGAAUCUCAUGUCUCUGCAUACCUUGAUGCUAGUCAUUUUCCCACCUCUUACGUAUGCUCUAUGUUUUCUGAUCAUUUUAGCCAUAUCUAGGUCGAUGUUCUGCCACAGAUUUCACCAACAAGAGGUCCAUUAUCUUAAUUUCCUAUUUCAGAGU